Messenger RNA from Triticum aestivum (bread wheat), 1005 nucleotides. RefSeq lists its product as uncharacterized. Lineage: Eukaryota; Viridiplantae; Streptophyta; Magnoliopsida; Poales; Poaceae. The record is from RefSeq and is a predicted model, not a curated record. The transcript is spliced from 3 exons. Bases 215 to 742 code for a protein of 175 amino acids.
UUCUGGUGGGAGCACUGAGAGGAAUCGGUAAAGAAAACCAACGCAGAGAUAUUAAACAAUAAAGAACAUCAAAAGCCGAGACCUAAAGCAUCUUCGCUGCACACUCGUCUAGUAGCGACACCCUAGCCUGCCCGUCGUGCCCACGCCGCCGUUCCUCCAUUUUCACCACAACGACAGUCGACAGGAGGGGAGGAGAACCAAGGUUGUAGAAGCCAUGGCGAGAGUUGAAGCGGUGGUCGUCUGCCUCCUCAUCGUCGCCAUGGAUGUCGCCGCCGGCGUCCUUGGAAUUCACGCGGAGAAAGCUCAGAGCCAGGGGAGGCACCUGAAGAUACUUUUCAUCGAGUGCAGGCAGCCUGUCCCACAGGCUUACAAGCUCGGCAUCGCGGCGGCCGCGGUGCUGGCUGCGUCGCACGCCAUCGCCAAUAUCGUCGGCGGCUGCUCCUGCACGUGGCCCUGCUGCUCCGGCGGCCGGCGCUCGUCGCCCAACCGGCAGAUGGCGUCCUUCGCCCUGGUCCUCACAUGGAUGGUUCUGCUGGUGGGACUGGCGCUGCUGAUCCUCGGUGCGCUGCCGAACUCCAAGAAGGUAAUGGCGGAGUGCGGGGUGGUGCGGCACCGCUUCCUCUCCAUCGGCGGCAUCCUUUGUUUCGUGCACGCCGUCUUCUGCCUCGUGUACUACGUGUCCGCCAACGCCGCCGCGCGGGAGGAAGGCCGUGGGUCUGGGUCCAAGCCCGCCGGCGUGUAGUAUACCUGAUGGAUCUCUCCGACCAGUCGCCAUGCACCAUCAGACCGCGUGUUGCUGCCUAUGCCUUGUUCGGUAAAAUUUUCUCCGCUGCGAGAUAGGGUGUGAUUCUGUGUGCAUGUAAUUACGGAUGUUGUGGCAUCGUGUUGCCGAGCUGCGCAGUGAUACUCUUUCCAGUUUUGUCGUGUUCAAUAAAUGAAUCUUUCGGAUUGCUGGCUAGUUUCAGUAUUCCCAGGAUAUUGAAGGAUGUGCAGUCGUAAGAGGCC